AUGCACUCGGUAAGUUAUGCUAUGUCAGCGAUCUUGGCUGUUGGAGGCUUGGUUGGAUUCCAACGUAAAAAAUCAGUGCCCUCUUUACUUUCUGGAAUUGUUAUGGGUGCACUUUAUGGAGUAUCAGGUUAUUUGAUUUCAAAUCAUGUAGACGGGGGUCUGUAUUUGGCAUUAGGUACAUCUACUGUUCUUUUUAUCACUGGGGUUGCUAGAAGUGUACCAUCUGGUUUCAAGAAACCUAUACCACUGAUUUUGACUUUGCUUGGUACCACCGCUGGAUUCUAUUACGGAGCAAAGAUUAAUGAAGUACUUGACUGA
This is a messenger RNA of Kazachstania africana CBS 2517, 318 nucleotides long. It is a transcript of the gene TMH11, whose product is annotated as Tmh11p. The transcript has a single exon. The record is from RefSeq and is a predicted model, not a curated record. Gene Ontology annotation, cellular component: membrane. The coding region runs from base 1 to 318 and encodes 105 amino acids. Lineage: Eukaryota; Fungi; Ascomycota; Saccharomycetes; Saccharomycetales; Saccharomycetaceae.